UUUGACGCUCAUUUAGGGGAAUGCGGCGGAUUUCAAUUCUUAAAAAAUGGGAAACCACUGAAUAAGUUGUCAAAUCCAGUACUCCUCGCUUAACUGCACGUCAACUGACUUGGAAUUAAUUCAUUUGCCAAAAGCUGUCUGCUGCAUAUACGCUUAAUAAUCUUAGAUAAAUAGCACUGCGCAUAUUUAUUCGAAGUUCAGUUUAAAUAAUCUCUCAAUUAUGGAUCCUUGGCUGGCCAAAUCUUUUCAGAAACUAAGGGCAGAGGAGGACUUUGCCGAUUGCUCUGUAAUUGUCGGGACGCAAACAUUCCGAUGCCACAAGGUAAUACUGGGUGUGGCCUCGGAUUUCUUUAAGCGCGCCUUUCAGCCGGGCUUUGCUGAGGCUAAGACGGGAGAGCUGCCCAUAAGUAAUGUCACGGCUGACGUUUUUAUAAAGUUCCUGGAUUAUGUAUACAGCUACGAAGAGAAAGCACUCGACAGCUACAGCAACACGGAUAUCAUCAAGCUGAAGGAGUGCGCCAAUAUGUGGAUGGUCGAAUCGCUAAAAGAAGCCUGCGAUGUGAUCAUCGGGAAAAGAAUUCCCAACAUGUUUUACGGGGAUUUGCUAUUGUACUUUGAGCAUGCGCACCACGUUGACGACUUAAUGCUCGUUCGUGAUAUUUCCUCUGCUCUGAGACAAAAGAUAUCAGGUAUUGCGAUCCCUGAAACGCUUUACGAACUGGGCUCAGAUGUGUUCAGGGAGUUUUUAAACACCAUAAAGGGCCGUUUGACAGAAAGAAGGCGUUAUGACAUGGUAGAGAAGUAUGUGGCCAUACAUGGAUUCGUUCUCAACCAAAGUGAACUUAAUAAAUGGCAGUUCCACGGUCUCGCCAAUCAAAUCGAGAAAAACCCCGACACUUCACACCUUAACAAUAACAAACCGUUCGAUUAUGCCAACCCGAAUCCUUUCAAGGUCGAAAAACUAAACUUUUCUGAAACAAACCCAGUGUCCUUGGACCCCAGGUCAAAAAAGAUCAAUAGCGAGUAUGUCAAGGAUCUUUUGAGUUUGAUCGACUAUAUGAAAAUGACAGCUGAUGAGUUUUUUGAGGGCCCUGGAAAAUCCAAAAUGAUGACCUUUGAAGACAAAUUCAAUUUUAUGUACAAAAUAGCUCGUAGAAAAGGCGAUAAAAUCUUCACAUAAGAAACUGUACUAUUAAGCUAACCCGAAUCCGUUCGAGAUCGACAAAAUAAACUAUUCUUAAAACAAACUAUGACCUUUGACUCCAGAUCAAAAAAUAUGAAUAUUGAGUAUGUAAGAGAAUAAUACAAAAUGAGGUGCAUAAUAUAGCUCGUAGUAAUUACUAGAGUUGCAUUUUACAUUUUGAAAUAUUAAAUAUAAAUUAAAUUAUGGGUGCCAGAUUGGCUCCUUCCUUUACCCAUAAUGUUUGGAUAUAAGCGAUACAAUCGCGAUAGUAUCGAUACUUACUCCUCAAACUAUCAGCUCUAGUAAUUACAGCAAACGCCAUAUAAAC
Molecule: messenger RNA, 1511 nt
Organism: Drosophila subpulchrella
Lineage: Eukaryota; Metazoa; Arthropoda; Insecta; Diptera; Drosophilidae
Product: BTB and MATH domain-containing protein 42-like
Exons: 3
Coding region: 221-1180 (319 amino acids)
Molecular function (GO): protein binding
Source: RefSeq, a predicted model, not a curated record